Messenger RNA from Symbiodinium pilosum, 2145 nucleotides. The record is from the annotation of a GenBank genome assembly. Lineage: Eukaryota; Dinophyceae; Suessiales; Symbiodiniaceae.
AUGUCUGGGGAGGUUCGCUUCACCAACGAAAACGAGGCGGCCUUCGCCCUUUUGCGGAAGGGCUGCCGCCACUGCUCGGGCCGCAUUCCUGGCGGAGGAGAGGCCCUGAGGCAGGUUCCUGCAGAGCAGCAGGCCAUUGUUGUGGCCUUCCUAACGCGCAUUGCAGAGAUCCGGCGAGGGGCAUCGCGGCGUGUGCAGGAGCUGGGAGCCAUUUUGGCCAAGGCGUCACCUUCCUGGCAGGAGCUCCUGGUGUGCUCAGAAGCUUUGGGCGGACCGGACGGGCUCCUGGCCGAGGAUCUCAAGGCCCUGGGUGUCCCUGCGACAACUGCAGUUUACUGCUUUCAUGCGCUUGCCAGGUUGGAGCAUGAAGCCAGAGUCUUCCUUCGCGAGAACAAGUCACAGAGGUACCUGUCCAUAAUCAGCUCUUCAACGGAUGUUGGCAUCAUGAUGACAGAGCUACCCGUCUCGCUUUUUGUGUGCCACUUUCUCGACAAAGGCCUGGCAGAGGCCUGCAGCUCCUCGUUCAGCACAGAGGUCUCAGAGGAGACGGAGAUUCCUUCGCAGUGGUCCAAGUCAAGGCUAGCUGAACUCGAAGGUGUUCUGGAAUUUGGACUGGCGCACGAGGGAGUCCCGUCCUGUGGCCGCUUUCUGGGCUCCAGGAGGCGCUGGACAGAAGUGGAGCUUUGCUGCUCUAGCCGCAGCUUCGGGAGACGUGAGCGCUGGAGCAACGCGGCCAUGGAUCAGGAUCGGGUGCCUUGCAGCAUCAAUCCACUGGUAUGUGGCUAUAUGUGGACCCACGGUCAGCUUGAGCUCGCAAGAGCACAGUGCUUGGGAGGCCUGGCAUUGAAUUCGCUUCGUCACUCGCUCCGCGUCAUUCGCUCGGCCAGCAAAUCUGCCGGCAAGGCAAAAGCACAGGGGCCUCAGAAGUGGUCGAUCAACCUUUGGGUGGGAAGUCCCAGCCUGGGAGUAGGGGGGAUCUACGAGAGUUUCUUCAAGCGCCCCAGUCUUGCCUGCCACAUGACGCUUGGAGGACAGCCGGGGGACCAAACAUUGAUGUCACUGAUUGAAGCUAUCGGUGGCUACCGAGGCAUCACUUUUGAUCGUUUUGAGUCUGUUGCACCAGGUACAGGCUACGGCACAAGAAGCCAUGGCUUCUGCAGGAAGUUGAAGCCUCUCAAAAAGAAGUGGUUUCCACCCGAAGCACCAGAACCUGUGCAAGCGCCGAGAAAGACGAGUAGAGACCGCUCCCCUCGCCAAACCUCUCCAGCAGCACGUGCUGCAGCAGCUGGAGUCGUAGGCGGGGCAGCUGCCGUAGCGGCAGUGCACCAUCGCCGCAGACCUCCGCCCUCGAACUCACCGUGGGAGCAACCAGCAAAUGAAGCCCGCCAGGAACAGGCGAAGGCAAACACUGAGCAACCGCAGGUCCCCUUCACAGCGCCUGCUGCACCUGCGCAAAGGCGCGUGCCCCCGCGUCCUGUUCGUGUUCCGCCGCCUCGUCCUGAAGAGGUGGAGGGUGACGAAUUGGCGCCUACUCCAAAGGCCCCAGUGCCUCCGGCACUACGGGCGCGAAAGAAGAAGGAGCUGGAGGAGGAAGAUCCGUUUGAACCCAGACCUGGCCUUGUCAUUGAAGCAAAGUCAAAGCCGGCACCUCCGUCCCCUGACCAAGUCGGUACAUUUGAGGAUGACGAACCAGACGAAGAGAAAAUGAUGCCACCAGAGGCCAAGAGCAUUCUGAAGAACGAGCUCAGCAAAGAAGGGAUCGAGAAGGCUUACGAAAAGGAGCGCCGGGAGUCCUUGCCCAAGGAGGUUCCAGGCAGCAUUCCUCAGGGCCCCUUCUGGCCACCUCCAAGAACUGCUCCUGCAAUGCAGCCCAUCCCCCCCCGCCCAGGCGAUACAAAUUACAAUUACGGCUGGGUCCCCCCUGAGGAAAAAGAACCCUUCAGCCCGCCAUGGCCUGGGGGAGCGCCAGCAGUUGCCGUGGACCGUGCUGAGGCUGUGGUCGAGGAGGUGAAUGAUGAAGCCAACGCAGUCCUCAAGACAGCGGAGGAUACACUCAUAAACACCACGGCAGCUCUGGGCCUUUCCGAGGAGAAGAAGAUGGAGGAAUUAAGGGACGAGGCUGCCAUGGAUGUGACGAGCUCCUGA